UGGCUCAAUGUCUGGCUCAAUAUGCAACUCACUUUAUUUAUAGCUGAUUUUCCUCCACAAAGUUUCCAUUUUGCAACAGGAUCUUUCCCUUGUGCACUGAAGAUCUCUACAGCAGCUCCACCCUGUGAAGGAAAUGCCAUUCGUUUUCAUGACAGACAGUGAGUGUUUGAGAGAAGCCGUGGUCGCUGACCUUGGGAGGCUUGGACCCAGGACGGGGACUGGAAUCGGCACUGGGAAAUGGAUUUCUGAUGGUAUCGUGCCAUGGAGGGUUCCUCAUGCAAUAGCAAACAGCCCACAAUCUGUGCCCCCUUUCUGCUGCUGGACUGCCGGCCACUCCACAGUCAGAGAGGUCCCUGGAAAAGAUAAGAGAGAGGUCUGUGGGGUCGUCAGAGUCCAGGGAGGUUUCAUAUGUGCUCUUCUUGGCUUCACCCUGUGGAAGCCGGGCCUUGUUGGAGCGGAGAGGUCGGGGAGAGGUUACUAGCACUUUCACCUGCCUCGAAGUCUGCUACCACCCAGAGGAUGCCCACAGCCACAAUAGCUGUGAGUCCCAAGAGUGCCCCUAGUAACAUCUUCUUCCUGCUCUGCUACUUGCUUGCAGUGGGAGGCGUGGAUCCAGGUGUCUUUUCCUAAGCACUUUACAUCUGUUACGGGGGUGAGGGCGAUCUGAUGUGGUCCGUUCUACCUGGGUUUUAAAGGUUCUUUACCUCUCUUGUGCCUCCUGACCAUUACCCAACUUCCAGACUGGAGAUCGCAAUAUGGACGGUCAUCUGGGAGGGUCUGGGCAUCAGAGGCCUGUGAGUGAACAGCUCGGAUACAGUUAGUCAGAGAGCUAUACAGUACUUCAUCAUAGUGUCAUCCAACAGAUGCAGAUCUGGGAUAGCACAUGGAGGGGAUGCUGGGGUUCUCAUAGGCCUUGCCAAAUCAAUUUGCAUAUUUUACUAAUGGGCCCCAGGGAGCUGGUAGUCAAGACUAAGAAGUGGGUACUCGUUUUCCUGCAUUGUGUUCUUGGCAAAUCGGUGCAUGUAGUACAUUUUCUGCAUGCACUGACUCACACCAUGAUACAUGCUUCCAAGGUAACCCAACAGUGUCGGUGGCGAAUCGUAAAACCCUCCCCAUAUGUAGCCAACAGAGUAUGAAAUUGAUAUAAUUGGUUACAGUAAUCAACCACUUAUUAGAGUAGCUUGUUAUUGGCUGGAGUACACAACAGGGCUUUCUCUCUCAGCCCUGGGGAGGAAACCCUCCCUAACCAGAGAGCUCAAUGGAUUCUUACAAACAUUUAAUUAGUUUCAGAAACCACCUACAGAAUGACAUUUCUAUGAGGGCAUAGGAAUGUGUAGGAAUAGCUUUGCUUUACUGCCCACCUACAUUUCUUCAGAAGGAAAAAAAUAAAAAUAAACUAAUUACAAUCCUUGAUAACUCAUAAGGAAAUCAUUUUAUCGCAUAAAGGAAUUGAAGAAAAAGUCAAAUAGACUAGAGACAGGAGCUUCUCACACCACUCGUGCACUAUUGGUGAGUAGCUCACCCGCCCCUCCCUUUGUGAUUUCUUCAAAGUUCAGUGGCAGUACCCUGUCUCUCUCCAUCUCGCCUGUCCGAAUUAGAAUAAGAGCUAUUGAUGAAUCACUUCGUAAUUAUCAGCAUUUACAUAUUAUAUUUAUAGGUAGCACCUAAACAGGCCAAAUCAUCAUCAUCAUCAUCAUCAUCAUCAUCAUCUCCAUCAUCAUCCACUGAAAGAGGAUGAGGAAAACCAUAGGGACAUUGUGAUUCAAAGUGUUCCAGUGAUUUCAUGUAUUUAAAUUCUUGACGAAGGUUCUGAUAUCUUGGCGAUUAUAUUUUUUGGCGGAAGCUAUGCCAAUCUUUGUCUGAGACUUUAAUUCCCAAAUCUUUUUAGACAGUCAUGCAGUGCUUUUAACCUUAUCUUUAUCAAAUGAUCCGUAAGUGGACCACUCUGAACUUCUCUGAGUACAUCUACCCCACUUACGUACGUCUAAAAUUCACCCGGAUCAGCACUUUCACUGGUGAUUUUGGAGUGUUUAUCUCCCAUGAUUUCUAAUUGUCUUCUUACUCUUGUAUUAUUACACCAAAUCUCUAGUAACCCAUACACAUCUAGUAACCUAUACACAUCUAGUAACCCAUACACAUCUAGUAACCCAUACACAUCUAGUAACCCAUACACAUCUAGUAACCCAUACACAUCUAGUAACCCAUGCACAUCUAGUAACCCAUGCACAUCUAGUAACCCAUACACAUCUAGUAACCCAUACACAUCUAGUAACCCAUACACAUCUAGUAACCCAUACACAUCUAGUAACCCAUGCACAUCUAGUAACCCAUGCACAUCUAGUAACCCAUGCACAUCGUGUAACCCAUACACAUCUAGUAACCCAUACACAUCUUGUAACCCAUACACAUCUAGUAACCCAUACACAUCUAGUAACCCAUACACAUCUAGUAACCCAUACACAUCUAGUAACCCAUACACAUCUAGUAACCCAUACACAUCUAGUAACCCAUACACAUCUAGUAACCUAUACACAUCUAGUAACCCAUACACAUCUAGUAACCCAUACAUAUCUAGUAACCUAUACACAUCUAGUAACCCAUACACAUCUAGUAACCCAUGCACAUCUAGUAACCCAUACACAUCUAGUAACCCAUACACAUCUAGUAACCCAUACACAUCUAGUAACCCAUACACAUCUAGUAACCCAUGCACAUCUAGUAACCCAUGCACAUCUAGUAACCCAUGCACAUCUAGUAACCCAUGCACAUCUUGUAACCCAUACACAUCUAGUAACCCAUACACAUCUAGUAACCCAUACACAUCUAGUAACCCAUACACAUCUAGUAACCCAUACACAUCUAGUAACCCAUACACAUCUAGUAACCCAUACACAAAUACACACAUACAACUCAAUCUUUCUUUAUCCAACUAUGUCUCUUAAUAGACACAAUUCUAUCCGACCACUUGUCUAUCACUUCCUCACUAUUCUCAACCUGUCCUAUUACCAACCAAACUAUUAGUCAGAUUUCUGUUAUUACCUUCAACUGUCUCCUCUCAUGCAGGCAAACCAAUUCCUACUACCAAUAUAUUCAAUUGUUGGCCGACCAAUUCCUAUGGAUACAUAAUUCGACUGUUUACUUUCUUGUGGGUUAUCCAAUCCCUGCUAAUAAUGUUAAAAAACGGUAUAUUUUACCAACUUCAUUAGACAUAAUCAAUCCUUCUCACUUCCUUAACCCUCUGUGUACAAAUCUAUUGUAUAUACAGUAUAUACUGACCCAACAGUUUUUAUACUGACCCAACAGAAUUCACCUGGAGUGUAGAGAAACCAAUCCCUAUUUAUAUACUGAUCCAACAGUAUUCACGUGAUUGUAGGAAAACCAAUCCCUACUAUUGGAGACACGAACCCCUGUGCUCCCAUUGGUCAAUGUUAUUCAGCCAGAUUCAUUAUUAUAGGGAAAUAGUCCUGCCAAAUUGAACCCCAAAAUGUUGUGGAAGACUCGAUCUAAAGGUUAGGCAGAGACUAAUUUCAAGUAUGAUAGGGAAUCUUUAAUACAACAGCUGCAAGGUAAAUCCCUCUCGAAUCUCAUUCAUGGAAGGAGCUCAAAGAGUAAAUGGUUACCUUUUUAUAUAGCGGGAGGUGAUCAAGCGAUCAUAUUGUUUACACAAGUUAUUUGUACAGGCAACAGUUCCAGAACACAAUGUGUUAGGGGUGUAGACAUAACAGAAGUCCAUGAAAUGCAAUAACAUCACAGUUCAACGCAGAACGGAGCAGAAACCUUGAGAAGUUACAACAGCUCACCCAAAUAGGAAUAGAGCCAGAGCAUCCACUCCCCUCGCUGCAACUGAUCCCAUACUCGUAUACUCUUACUGUGCCAAUCGCCGCUGUACCUCGCUGACUUGGAUAUUUUAUUUUCACAUUGUCCUUGACAGAUUGGCUUCGGAAAUGAUGGUGGAUUACGUAACCAGGCUAGCGCAGUACAGCUCGGCACAGUAGUUUGAAAAGUGUAUUUGUCCAAUUGGCAGCUGUUCCAGAAUCUUGAACACGUAUAAAGCCAACACUCAGGGCUCAAAGUGAUAGUGGAAAUACUGAAGCAGCUCACAGGGGAAUGCACUUUGGCUUGUCAGGGAGUGUUUUUGCUGAUGAGUGACGGAAUUUAAGCCCAUCUCAUAGUAACAUACUGCAGUGCAUCAUGAGAGGUGCAGUCUUUAAUAAUCGUUAAUAAUUUGACUAAUAUACCCAUGAUUCGAUUCUGAAAAGGCCUUGUGUUGACAUGUCGAGACCCACAUUCUAAGUCUGUUAUACGGUUAAGCUGAUCUAGGCAGAAUAUUGAAUAUUAUGUACAUUGAUCAUAGAUUUGGCAACUUUACAUUUUGUACAUCCUUUGCAUUUAUAUCUUAGUAACCCCCUGCAAAUCUUGAAUGCAUUCAUCUUUUUCAUACCAAUUUUAUUUUCACGCCUGAAAAAAGUUUCAAAAGUACUUUCAUGGGGGCGAUGGGAAAAAACAAGCAAACGCAGAUUUGACUUUAAAGGGAAAGACUAAAACAACCAAAAAGAACACAAGACAAACACUUUGUCUAGACUAGAUCAAGGAGGAACAGAGAAAAAGGUUUAGUUUAAAUCAAUACCAGUAGACAUGGGACUAACUCACUCAUCCACUGAGAAAGUCUGCAGGCAGAGCAAUCAAUGCCAGAGUAUGGCUCUGCUCUCACACAUAAAUCAAAUCAAAUGUAAUUGGUCACAUACACAUAUUUA
Molecule: messenger RNA, 4754 nt
Organism: Oncorhynchus kisutch (coho salmon)
Lineage: Eukaryota; Metazoa; Chordata; Actinopteri; Salmoniformes; Salmonidae
Exons: 3
Coding region: 2040-2942 (300 amino acids)
Source: RefSeq, a predicted model, not a curated record